AUGGGGCUUUCCAGAGAAUCGGGAACUUCCCCGGAGCCAGGUGAAGCUUUCCCGUUAGAAACGAAGGCCUGUGCAGGCGAGGUGUCUGAGGGGCAAUCUCUUAGCACCGGGGUUGCACUCACGGAUCCAGAAAAGGAUGACUCACAAGUGCUAAUGGGUACGAAAUCUACCACGGAGUUUAGGCGUGGAGUAGAAUUUGGAAAAGAAGAUUCCCGAUGGAGAGAGCGCCCCAUGGUUAAUAAUAAUGAGGAGACGAUGGGGCCAGGAGACACAGCCUUUCCUUUGAGCAAAGGGCUUGACAUGGGAUUAAGCAACCCGCAUGUUUUGGGGUCGGAGUUGAAGACUCCCACUGAGUGGGGUAAUUUAGAAGUGAACAAGGAAGCAAACCCUUCUCUGGGAAUGCCGUCAGGAAGGAUGGGCUUGGAAAAGGAGUGUCUUCUGGCAGGGUCUUCCCAGGGGUGGGUAAAACAGCAGCCCCUGGGCCUGGAGUGUGGACAUCCACAGGCUUUAGAGCACAGGAGAGGGCCUGUGGCCAGGGAUCCUGAUGGGAUAGAAGCUUCUUUGGGAAAGCAGCCUGCUUUGGGCCUGGAACCUAGACAGGACCUGGAGAAAGACCCCACCUGUCUUAUGGUGCAACCCAGCACAGAGAUGACAAAUCCAGUGGAGCUGGACAUCGGGCUCCCCCAAUCAGAGGAGCCGCCUCCCCAAAUGUGCUUAGUGACAGAACCCCUUGAAUGCCAGUUUGCACAACAACCUGAAGUGAAAAAGGAGGAAGCCGAAAACAUAGAACCUGAAGUGGAACCUGCACAUCACACCAGACCCAUAUACUCUGGAAAAUUUUUUGAUCGAACACCUCACUGGCUAAGUGCAGGUAAAGUUUUACCGAUCGGAAACAGAGUUGCAAGCUGUUUGACUGAAAAACUUCCCCGGCUCAUGACACCACCCGAAGUAAAAAAGUUUUUAAACUUCAGAUAUGCACCUGCUGGAGCGGAAAGAGUAUUUUAUGGCAGAGCAAAUGAUCCCCAAAUUGCUCCUAAUUUAACACAUGGCAUAAAAUCGAAACCUUCAAUACAGGCAAGAAUGUUGAUCAAUCCACCGCCAGUGACCACAUUUCAACAGAAAUUGAAAGAUAAGAAAGAAUCUGUGUACUUUAGCAGUCGACGAGCACCGUUGGGAAAAUCUCAUGACCAAGCACCCGGAUUACCUAAAGGGAUGGAUAUAAUCAACACGACCUUUGGAACCUCAGUCAUCAGAGAAUUAUCUGCUAAGGAGGUGGUGAAUCCACCAAAAUCUUAUAAAGAAGUAUUAAAUGAUGGAAAAGAAGGCCAUGAGCUGUAUGUUGUUUCGCACAAUGAUUAUUAUGUGGGGGAAGCAAAGAACAGAAAAUAUAAUCCAUCGAGUUUCCAUAGGUUUAAUUUGUAUGGAGUUCCAACCCCACAUUUCAAUGACGGGCGACACAUGGCGAAAACCUUAUAUUGGCUCCACGAACUACAAAUGCUAUGCAAAGCCCAUGGAAAGCAUGCAGCCAUUGUGAAUGCAAGUGAAAGAUCAGACAGUUCUGUUGGCGAACUUGUGUUUGAGCUUCAUAUGUUUGUUUUACUUGAUAGCAUUGCGGAAACAAUGAAUGUCCCCCCAGACCACACAUUCGGAGCAUGUGUCUGUCCUGAUGAAUAUGGAGCUGGUGAUCUCAUCCAUAAUAGACUUCCGGGUGAAUAUCUUCGAGGCAAGGAUAGACAGCGAGCCAUGAUUGCAGCCGUUCGACAUCACCUGAAGAACAUUAAUUGCCAACAGUUUGACACCUUGCUGGCAGCCUUCAGGCACUACGACAAGAAGGGCGAUGGGAUGACCGACAAAGCGGAGCUGCAGGAAGCUUGUGACCAGGCCAACCUGCAUUUAGAUGACAAGCUCUUGAACCAGCUAUUUGACUACUGUGAUGUGGACCAAGAUGGCAUGAUUAACUACCUCGAAUUUGCAAAUUUUCUGAACUGGAAAGACAGAAUGCCUCUUACAGAGUAUGAAGGGAGAGUCAUUAUUAAAGGCAGAAAACAAGAUUGUACAAACCUUACUGAGGCGAAUGUUCCAGAAUCUGAACCAACUCUCUUGAUAAAGCCUGAAGACAUUGUAUGCAAAGAACCAGGGAGCUCAGAAAAGACAUUUCGAACACUUCAGAGACCAAGUGAUAGGGUUUCUAAUGAUUAUAAGCUGUCUUCUUCCGAGAUCAAUGCAGUCGUGGGAGCUGCUCCCUCUACAUGUUAUCCCAUCUACGGUGUUCCAACCAUUCGGUCUGAUAUUCCUGUCCCCCGAAUUCGUCGCAUCAGUGAUAGAGCUAAUUAUGGGGAAGACGGCAAUGCUUAUUCAUUACUAUAUCCUACCAUCUUCAGCCAGAAAGGAGUGUUUGAAAGAGACUUCUUCAAGAGCAGAUCGAGAGAAGAGGAGUUCCUAAGAGAGCUCAUGGCACCCACCGAAUUCAGGAAAGAAGCCAAUGCUCACCUCACCCUCAAGAGCAACUAUCCCCGUAAAAACGGUGUUUCUGGAAUCAGUACCUACUUUUGUCAAAAGCCAUAG
Molecule: messenger RNA, 2565 nt
Organism: Echinops telfairi (small Madagascar hedgehog)
Lineage: Eukaryota; Metazoa; Chordata; Mammalia; Afrosoricida; Tenrecidae
Gene: EFHB
Product: EF-hand domain family member B
Exons: 13
Coding region: 1-2565 (854 amino acids)
Molecular function (GO): calcium ion binding
Source: RefSeq, a predicted model, not a curated record